Molecule: messenger RNA, 3473 nt
Organism: Lates calcarifer (barramundi perch)
Lineage: Eukaryota; Metazoa; Chordata; Actinopteri; Centropomidae
Product: protocadherin beta-15-like
Exons: 2
Coding region: 265-2661 (798 amino acids)
Biological process (GO): homophilic cell-cell adhesion
Cellular component (GO): plasma membrane
Molecular function (GO): calcium ion binding
Source: RefSeq, a predicted model, not a curated record
CACACAUCGCCUUGUUAUACCUUAAAAAUACUCAUGGUGUCAGUGUGUACCAGUGAACAAGAAGUCACGGUCAUUCUCCACCCUUCAGUGUCAUCGAAUUCAAAGCCUGUUUCUGUUUUUGUGCCGCAGUUCACAAAAACUGGUUCGUCUCUGAGUGCAAUGUAAUGUUUUUGAUCAUUGUAAGAAUUCGCGGUUGCAUCUUAGAUAUAUUUUCAGCUAUUUAGUAAUAAUUUAAAUGUGAGUAGGCUCUUUUUGGCAGUUACAAUGGGAUACAGCAGAUCUGCGCUGCACUGCGGCCUGGCUUUCAUUUUCCUUGCCAUCCACCCCGUCUAUGGAGAUGUGAGCUACUCUAUUCCGGAAGAGAUGAAACGUGGAUCUGUAAUCGGAAAUAUUGCAAAGGAUCUUGGACUUGAUUUGGGCAGACUAUCCGCUCGUAAAGCUCGUAUCGAUACCGAGGAUAACAGUGUUAAGUACUGCGGUGUGAAUCUCAACACCGGAGACUUGGUUGUACAAGAAAGGAUUGACAGAGAAGGGCUUUGUGCGAAAAAAGCAUCGUGUGUUCUAAAACAGGAACUCGUUCUGGAAAAUCCAUUAGAGCUGCACCGUAUUAGUAUCCGUGUUCAGGAUAUUAAUGACAAUUCACCACAGUUUAAAGAAGAUUCACUUAAAUUUGAAAUUCAUGAAAUGGCAGAUAAAGGCUCGCGUUUUCUCCUGGAUGAGGCGCACGAUGGAGACAUCGGAGAAAAUGCUGUUCAGGGCUACUCACUUCAGCAGAAUGAUCACUUCAAACUUAAUGUUAAGUCAAAAGGUACUGGCAGAAAAUAUGGUGAAUUGGUUUUAGACAAAGAAUUGGACAGAGAGGAAAAUAAAGAGAUUAUGUUAUUACUUACCGCAUUUGAUGGUGGCUCUCCUCAGAGGUCAGGUACUGUAGUCAUACACGUCACUGUACUGGAUGCUAAUGAUAAUGUACCAGAGUUUAGCCAGGCCGUUUAUAAAGCCAGUCUGCCUGAAAACUCUCCUCUGGAUACAUUGGUGAUCACAGUGAGUGCAACUGAUGCAGACGAUGGAGUGAACGGUGAAGUUACUUAUGGAUUUGACGAUGUUUCAGAUGAAAACCAAGUUUUCUCUCUAAACCCUAAAACCGGAGACGUUAAAGUGGCUGGGGCUAUUGAUUAUGAAAAAGAAUCUUCAUAUGAAAUGCAGAUCAGCGCUAAAGAUGGCCUGGGAUUGGCGUCAUAUGCAACUUUAAUAAUUGAAAUUACUGACAUAAAUGAUAACGCUCCUGUUAUUUACCUGAAAUCACUGUCUAACCCCAUACCUGAGAACGUGUCACCUGGUACAGAGGUGGGCAUCAUUAACGUGCAGGACAGAGACUCUGAGAAUAACAGACAGGUCCGCUGCUCCAUUCAGCAAAAUGUCCCUUUUAAAUUAGUUCCCUCAAUUAAAAACUAUUAUUCUCUGGUGACCACAGGACAACUGGACCGUGAACUAGUGUCUGAUUACAACAUUACAAUCACUGCCACUGACGAGGGCUCUCCACCUCUGUCCUCCUCUAAAACUGUUCAGUUAUCUGUAGCUGACAUCAACGACAACCCACCUGUGUUUGAGGAACAGUCCUACAGCGCAUAUGUGACAGAAAAUAACAAACCUGGCUCCACUUUAUGUUCCGUUAGUGCUCGAGACCCCGACUGGAGACAAAACGGUACAGUGAUUUAUUCUCUGUUACCUGGUGAGGUGAACGGUGCCCCGGUGUCCUCCUAUCUGUCUGUUAACGGAGACACGGGGGCGAUCCACUCUGUGAGGUCGUUUGAUUAUGAACAGUUCAGGAGCUUUAAAGUCCACGUGAUGGCCAGAGACAACGGUUCUCCUCCUCUGAGCAGCAACGUGACCGUCAGUGUCUUCAUAUCGGAUGUGAACGACAACUCUCCUCAGAUACUGUACCCCGGCCCGGAGGGCAAAUCCUUCAUGACCGAGCUGGUCCCCAAAGCUGCACACGGAGGCUCUAUGGUGUCCAAAGUGAUAGCGGUGGACGCGGACUCCGGACAGAACGCCUGGCUGUCCUAUCAUAUAGUCAAAUCGACUGAUCCGGGACUUUUCACUAUUGGUCUCCACAGCGGAGAGAUCAGGACACAGCGGGACAUUUCUGAAUCUGACAGCAUGAAACAGAACCUUAUUGUGUCAGUGAAAGAUAACGGACAGCCCUCUCUCUCUGCCACCUGUUCCAUGUAUUUACUUAUUUCUGAUAACUUGGCUGAGGUGCCAGAACUGAAGGAUAUUUCUUACGAUGAGAAGAAUUCCAAACUGACCUCUUAUCUGAUCAUCGCGCUGGUUUCUGUGUCUACAUUUUUUCUGACCUUCAUUAUCAUCAUUCUGGGUGUGAGGUUUUGUCGCAGGAGAAAGCCCAGACUGUUGUUUGACGGAGCAGUCGCCAUCCCCAGCGCUUAUCUCCCUCCUAAUUACGCAGAUGUUGACGGCACAGGAACUUUACGCAGCACUUACAAUUAUGACGCCUACCUGACAACAGGUUCUAGAACCAGUGACUUUAAGUUUGUGACAUCAUACAAUGACAACACACUGCCUGCUGACCAGACUCUGAGGAAAAGUCCAUCAGACUUUGCUGAGGCCUUUGGAGAUUGUGAUGCUUCUCCUGAGGUAAGAUGAUUUUCAUUUUCUUUUCUCUGUAAAUCUCACAUUGUACACUUUUUAAAGUUAGUUAAAAUAGUAUUACAGCCUCAUCAACACCACACUCAAUUCCCACAAUCAAUAUCCAAUACAACUGACCUAGAAUGAGUUUCUGCCUAUUUUUCUGUCUCUUUUCUUUAUCUCUUUUCCUCACUUUCUCCUUUUCACCACAUGGGGACUGUUGAAAUCAGCCAACAUAACCAAAAUUAUUAAUGUUUAUAAGACACAUUUCUUCUAAAUUAUUUCUUUUGAAGUUAUAUAUAUGCAAGACUGAAAUUUUAGCCAGCAGUUCUGUAACACAGGCAGCUGCAUUGCUCUUAUUUGUGCAUGCUAUGUGAUUCUACCCUAGGCUUUAAACGACAUGAAUAAUAAUAAUCCUGGCUGCUGCUGUGCAGUCAUAUCCUGAAUAAUGCACAAUCAUGAUGUGCAGAAUGUUAUGCUCUGCGGCUGUAUAUGCUAAUACUGUGUGUGAGCAGGGGACCGUGCAAGGCACUAUCGUGACCCAUUUUAAGAUAGGCAUUCCUACCUGUGCAGACAUCAUGUUUUAAGUACAUGCAGAAGUAUAGUGCUGUGAAAUUUGCCAGUAUUUGUUCAUGCUUGUGGAUGAAUGUUGCAGCAGUUUCAUACUAGAUGUUAAUUCCACAACUCAAAUGUAGGUCACUGGGCUCAUCAGUUAGAUUGGAUCAAGAGGGAGGAGAUUAUCUAUCUAUCUAUCUAUCUAUCUAUCUAUCUAUCUAUCUAUCUAUCUAUCUAUCUAUCUAUCUAUCUAUCUAUCUAUCUAUCUAUCUAUC